Messenger RNA from Lentinula edodes (shiitake mushroom), 2152 nucleotides. RefSeq names its product glycoside hydrolase family 9 protein. The record is from RefSeq and is a predicted model, not a curated record. Gene Ontology annotation, molecular function: hydrolase activity, hydrolyzing O-glycosyl compounds. The transcript is spliced from 5 exons. Gene Ontology annotation, biological process: carbohydrate metabolic process. The coding region runs from base 92 to 1948 and encodes 618 amino acids. Lineage: Eukaryota; Fungi; Basidiomycota; Agaricomycetes; Agaricales; Omphalotaceae.
GGCGUAUAUUGAAUACGGUGACGUGACGCGGUUGGGAUUUUAAGUUGAUUCUGAAAACCAACGACGUGGUCCGUGCGGCGUUUUCAUCCCCAUGUUACUUCCAUCAUGUCUCCUAACACUUACUUUCGCUUCGAUACAAGUUUACGCCCAACUAUCUCUCCCUUCACCACCCUGGCUUCCAGCUAAUGCAUCUGCCGGAGCAGUUGCCACUACUGGUAGUAAUACUUCCGUCCCGAAUGAACAAUGGUCUACUCUGCUAGGCGAUCUGUUGUAUUUUUAUGAGGCGCAGAGGAGCGGGAAGUUACCGAGCAAUAACCGAGUCAGCUGGAGAAAUGAUAGCGCAACUAGUGAUGGAAGCGAUGUCGGAUUAGAUUUGACUGGAGGGUAUUAUGAUGCUGGAGACUACAUCAAGGUCUCUUUCCCGCUGUCAUUUACACUAAACUCGAUAUGCUGGGGGGGUAUAGAUUUUGGUAUGGGCUAUGAUUUGAGCAAUCAAACUAGCUAUUUGGACAGCAUGCUUCGCUGGGGAUUGGAUUGGUUGAUCAAGAUGCAUGCAAAUACUAGCACUCUGUAUGUCGAGGUCGCUGAUACCGGUAUAGACAAUGCCUACUGGGGUGGCGAUCAGAACAUCCCAGGUCCACGUCCUUCAUUUCAAAUCAACGAUACUUCCCCUGGCACAGACGCAGCAGCAGGUGUCUCUGCUGCCUUCGCUUCUUGCUCCUAUUUAUAUUACGGAGGAACAUUGAGCCCUACCACUAUAGGAAAGAGCAGUGUCAAUUCCACUGCUCCCGCUUCUUUGAAAAAUACAACUUACGCAGAUACCCUCCUCAUUCAUGCCGUCGAGCUAUACGAACUUGCUGUCAAUGCGUCUGGAGGAAUGACGCUUUAUCAGAAUAGUGUUCCGGAGGUGCAGGAUAGCUAUGCCAGUAGCGGAUACGGUGAUGAGCUGGUCAUGGCUGGCCUGUGGUUGAGCCUUGCUGUGAAUGCGUCGCAAAAUGCCAACUCCACCCUCAACAUCACCACUCUUAGUCCCCAACAGUACUACUCCCUUGCUGAAUCUUACUACAGCCAGUUCGAUCUUGCGGGUCAAAAUUCAGUGUUUAACUGGGACGAUAAAACUGCUGGGACAUAUAUAUUGUUUGCGCAGAUGUCAUCUUUAGGUUUUGAAGGAGCAGGUAACUUCUCACAGUGGCAAACGGAAGCGGAAAGAUAUUUGGAUGUCGUGGUGGACCCUUCGAGUAGCAAAGGAGAUGCGUCUUUGACGAAAGGUGGUCUACUAUACUAUUCGGGAGACUCGAAUGACGCGUCACUCAAUCCGGCGCUGAACGCCGCGAUGUUGUUGACAAGAUAUGUUGCAUCUGGACUCUGUAGCAGUAAUGACAAGAAGGCGACCUAUCUCUCCUUUGCUCAAUCUCAACUCGACUAUACGCUAGGAAAUAACCCCAUGUUCGUUCCCUACAUCGUUGGUCUUCAUCCUAAUUCCCCUAUAAAUCCCCACUCGGCAAUGUCUUCCGGCGGAGAUGAUAUUGGUCAGAUUGAUACUUCCCCUCCUCUCAGCCAAGGAAAUACCUACGUACUCUACGGCGCCGUUGUUGGAGGCCCUGACCGCUUCGAUCGAUUCUUCGACAUACGAAGUGAUUGGGUCGAGAAUGAAGUUGCACUAGACUAUAACGCGCCAAUGCUCACCUUGACGGCGAUGCAUAUAGUGACAGAUGAUAUUGAUCCGUAUUUCACACAAGUUACGGUGGGGGCAAACGAGAAAGUGAAGCCAAAGGGACAACCGUGUGACGAUGCGAUACAAGACGGGUGUUCAGGCCACCGCUUAAGUGAGGGAGGAGAGAUUGCGUUGGGUGUUGUUCUUGGAGUUGUGGGACUAGUUGUCGUAGGGCUCUUAGCGGUGUGGCUUUGGAAGUUACGGAGUACAGGGAGUUUCGGAGGGAAGGCUUGAUGAUAUCAACCAUACCACGCGCAAUUGAUUUUUUGGGUGAGGAGUAAUAUACUCUCAGUAUACCCAAGAUUCAGAGAUUGGACAACUUCGUUUUUUUUGGGUACGAUGCACGAUCGGACUGCACACUAUGUUUUGACACUAUGUACGCUUUCAUCUAUCUUUUAUACCUUAGUGGAUGGAUGCUGUAGAUCUUAAUUGCCUCUU